Molecule: messenger RNA, 1668 nt
Organism: Recurvomyces mirabilis
Lineage: Eukaryota; Fungi; Ascomycota; Dothideomycetes; Mycosphaerellales; Teratosphaeriaceae
Exons: 1
Coding region: 1-1668 (555 amino acids)
Biological process (GO): regulation of DNA-templated transcription
Cellular component (GO): nucleus
Molecular function (GO): transcription cis-regulatory region binding; DNA-binding transcription factor activity, RNA polymerase II-specific
Source: RefSeq, a predicted model, not a curated record
AUGAAUGAUCCAAAGGAGGAUUUAUUGAGGACGAGCUUGGGCACUCAUUCCGAGCGCUGGCUGCAGCUCCCAGACACGACUGCAUCGGCCACGUAUAGCAUUGCGCAGUUGGUCUUUACAUCUUCUGACAUUACACGGCUAUUCCGAAGCUUUGAGAUGCUCUAUUACCCACACUUCUGCAUCCUCCACACGGUCACAUCCUUGACUAAGCUCCAUGAAGAUAGUGAGUUACUGUUCUGGACCAUUGUCGUAAUAGCUUCUCGCUACCAUCAAUUCUUCAGUGACCGCUACCCACCUCUUCUGGCUGCCCAUCACGCCUUACUGGCGAAAACAACUUCCGAGGCUAUCCAGUCUGUUGGCGAUCUCCAAGCCAUUCUUAUGACGUGCACGUGGCCAGCGGAGGUCCACAACCAGCCUCGUGAUCCUAGCUGGACGCGGCUGGGCUUGGCUAUCAAUGCCGCUCGUCAAAUGGGUCUUGACAAAGAGAUUGACGAGAUCUUCUUUGGUCAGAGACGAUCCCAUCAUCAGCUUGGGAAGCACCCACACCAUAUUCGCAGACUAACAUGGCUCAAAUGCUUUGAGCUAGAUGUUGAACUGAGCUGUUGGAAUGGUCUGUUGCCUACAUUGGCUUGCCCACUGGGCUUACAAACCAUUGCUUCAUUCAACAGCAUCAAUACCGCCCCUUGCACCUAUGUGGCCAUCAUCGAGAUUCACCGGCAGACGGCCAUGUAUCUUAGCGCACUCGGGGACGGCCUGGCAGGGACUUUGUCCCCUACAUUGGUUCGUCAGCAUCAUCGGGCGCUGACCAACGUGAAAAUCACACACGCCCAAGGAUGGACAGUCAACGCCGAAAUUGCGCUACAGGCAUCACAAGUCUACUUUUUCGCUUUGUGUCUAGUCAAGACAGAGUCACAACCCGACGCUGCAUCCGACGCGGAUAUGGCGCGCACAGUGCCAGUAUUCUUGCAGGAAAUGCUAGCUGGCGCACGAUCGACCGCGGUGCAGCUGAUUCGCCUGCUUACGAGUCUCUCUGGAGAACGAAACAGUGUAAGCCUUGGCCAGUUGAUCGAUUCGCACCCGCUCCCUGGCACACCCAAAGCCACUUCGCGUACUACAUUCUUCGCCGGCGUCGUUCUGCUCAAAUACCUUGAGACAACAGAAGAUUCCUCCGACCAGGAAGAUGCUGACACGGCGCGAGCUGCCUUCAGUAGCGUGCACAGGCUGUUCACUUGCUGUCCAGCGUCCGUCGAGCACAUGAGUGCAUCUCGAACUUUAGAGUGCGCAGGCCGUGCAGUAGGAUACCGUCAAUCGCGUAUCCCAGCACACAUCAACACGAGGAUGGGUGCUUCACUCCUACAUAACGUAAUCUGGAUGAGUGCUGUGUUGCGGGGCAGAGACAAGGAGCCGGAAUUUUCACAUAUUCCAGCACUGCAGGCGGCCUUAGCUGACUCGGCACACGGAUUGAGCCUUCUGAGGAGCCCGACUGAUCCCAUGAUUGCACCUGAGGAGGCAGCUGACAAUACACAAAGCUGGCGUCCAUCGUCAGAAGGAGUAGCUUCCGCGACCGAAUUUCCUUUUGGAGCUUGGGAUGACACAAACUACGACAAUUGGAUGGAAUAUGGAGGUCUCGAUUCAGAUUUCGACUGGAUUGUGCUUCAAUAUGUAUGA